Galeopterus variegatus (Sunda flying lemur) is the source of this 532-nucleotide messenger RNA. RefSeq lists its product as uncharacterized. The transcript has a single exon. NCBI's taxonomy places the organism in Eukaryota, Metazoa, Chordata, Mammalia, Dermoptera, Cynocephalidae. The record is from RefSeq and is a predicted model, not a curated record. Bases 100 to 306 code for a protein of 68 amino acids.
UUGCCUGUCGUCCCUCUGGGUCCCGGCCGUCACCCGGGGGUCCGCGAGGCUUCGGUGACCCUCGGCUCCGGGCGCGGGGCGGGCGGCGGCACCGGGCCCAUGGCCCCCGCGGCGGCGCCGUCUUCCUUGGCCGUCAGAGCCUGGAGCCCGGCCGCGGUGCCCAGCGCGUACGCGGCCUUCUGCAAGGGGCUCUCCCGCACGCUGCUCGCCUUCUUCGAGCUGGCCUGGCAGCUGCGCAUGAACUUCCCGUACUUCUACGUCGCGGGCUCGGUGAUCCUCAACAUCCGCCUGCAGGUACACAUUUAAAGCCGUGACUAAGCUGCCGGACUCCGGAGCCGGCAUGAUGGCCGACUCCCAGGCGCCCCCGCGGCGGCGUCGGGGAGCUGAGGGCGACGAACCCGGCGGUCUAGCGAGAGUGACCGGCGCACUGCGCGCCUGCGCCCUGGGCUCCCUGCCGAGCUCCCCGGAGGGUGGCGGACGGGCGGGCAGCGGGCACUAGGGAGAGCAAGUGCGCGAUUGCGGCGGCGGAGGA